Molecule: messenger RNA, 1116 nt
Organism: Acanthamoeba castellanii str. Neff
Lineage: Eukaryota; Discosea; Longamoebia; Acanthamoebidae
Product: alcohol dehydrogenase
Exons: 7
Coding region: 1-1116 (371 amino acids)
Molecular function (GO): oxidoreductase activity; zinc ion binding
Source: RefSeq, a predicted model, not a curated record
AUGUCCGAGCAGAGCAAGCAGACCAGCAUCAAAGCCUACGGCCUCACCCGCCUCGGCCAGCCCUCGGACGUGCUCCAUGUAGUCGAGGUGCCCAAACCGCAGCCGGGUCCGCGCGACCUUCUGGUUCGCGUCGUUGCCGUUGCCACCAACCCCGUGGACGUGAAGCAGAUUACCAACUGGGGCGGGGACCCUAACGUUCCGAUCGAAUCACCUCCUCUCAUCCCCGGAUGGGACGCGUCGGGCGUGGUAGAAGCCGUGGGCGCCGAGGCCACCCUCUUCAAGCCCGGCGACGAGGUCUACUUUGCUGGCGCGAUCAACAGAGCCGGCAGCUUUGCCGAGUACACAGUCGUCGACGAGCGCAUCGUCGGCCGCAAGCCCUCGUCCCUCAUCCACGAGGACGCCGCUGCCCUCCCCCUCACCAGUCUUACGGCGUGGGAGAUGUUGGUGGAGGGCUUCGGCAUCCCGGUGCCGGCGGACGUGGGUGAUGAGACCGUCAAUCGCAACAAGACCCUCCUGGUGCUGGGCGGCGCAGGUGGCGUGGGUUCCAUUGCCCUGCAGAUCGCUAAACAUGUUCUUAAGAUUGGAAGAGUGAUCGGGUCCGCAUCGAGGGCAGAGACGGUCGCGUACUGCAAGGCUCACGGAGCCGACUACACCAUCAAUCACCGCAAUCCUCUCGCAGAUGAGCUCGCCCAGCUGGGCCUCAAGGGCGUGGACUUCAUCUUCAACACGAGCGAACCAGAUCCUGUGAUCGAGCAGCUCAUCGAGCUGGUCAAUCCGCUGGGCAAGAUCGGGCACAUCCUCCCCAUCCAAAAGCCCGUCAACACAGCACCUCUCUUCAUGAAGCGCGGCUCUCUGGUGUGGGAGAUGAUGUUCGCUCGUGGGGUGUAUGGAGUGGAGCCGGAGAGGCAGGGAGCCAUCCUCAACCGGGUGGCAUCGCUGGUCGAUUCCAAGGUGCUGCGCUCGACAGCCAACGUCAGAUUCGCGUGGGACAAGCUGGCGGAAGCCCUCGCGCUGCAGGGAAGCGGCAGGGCCAUCGGCAAGAUCGUGCUCACCGUUGCCUUCCACGUGAGACUGCCCAGUACAGGGCAAUCCAUGAGGAACUUUGCGUUUUUUUAA